Molecule: messenger RNA, 825 nt
Organism: Budorcas taxicolor (takin)
Lineage: Eukaryota; Metazoa; Chordata; Mammalia; Artiodactyla; Bovidae
Product: oxidized low-density lipoprotein receptor 1-like
Exons: 8
Coding region: 1-825 (274 amino acids)
Source: RefSeq, a predicted model, not a curated record
AUGUCAGAUGCUUCAGACUGUGAACAACCUCCAGAAAAUACAGAGCAGACAGAGACCAUCCCUAUUGUGGACUUGGAACCAUCUCUCGCCCUUCCUCCUCCUCCUGAGGAUGAAUGGGGCCCAAUUCCUGAGCACACCAAUGUGGACGCUUCUCGUUUUUCCUUCUCUCUCUAUGGAAUAAUUCCUGUGAUCCUGGGAAUCUUCAGCCUGCUGCUUUUGAUGCUGUGUGGAUUCUUUGGUUACCACUAUUUUCAAAGUGUUCAGGAAUCAGAGAGCAAGAUGAAGAGCCUUAACCAAUGGAUUGAGUCUUUUGAAAACAAAGAGGAAAUAUUUCUUCAGGUUCAAAAAGUUCUUGACCAAAAUGAAGAAAUCCUAGAGAAGCUCCAAAACCAGAAUGAGAAUAUGACUGAGGCUCUACAACAACUAAAUGCAAAAGGAGGAGACGGGUGUGGAUCUCCUCUGAGUCACUGGGUGCAACACAGAGACCACUGCUACCACCAGACUGUGAAAACGGUUUCUUGGUCGGAGUGUUCAGAGCUUUGUGUCUCUUUGAAUGCUACAUUUUUAAAGACAGAAAGGAGUAGAUUGAUGUGUAUUCUGAAGUUACUUGCAGUAAACCACACUUGGCUUGGCCUGUCUUAUAAGGAAGAGGACAAUGAAUGGAAGUGGGAGGAUGGUUCUCGUCCUUCUGGCCUUGAGUGGCGUCUACCAAAGCCAAGUAUGGAUUUCCAGGGGAAAUGUGUGUAUGCAGGUGUGCACACUGUCAACAUAGAUAACUGCACCGUGUCUUCCUCGUGCCUGUGUGAGAAGCCUGUCUGUGCUUAA